ACACAAGUGUCCUGUUUGGAGGAUGCUGCAACCAAAUGCACUGCGGUAAAAAAAAAAAUAUAACGACAGACAGGGGGCGAGAAGUCUAUUAUUCGCAAUGCAACCCUGGGAGAAACAUCUCUUCUAGGCCUACAAAUCCAGGGUCAUUUGAUGGGUGGAAUCAUUUUUGCCACUCAAAAGGAUCAAUAAUAAUAAUCCAUCAGAAGGAACAGAUAGCCUACAUUUCCCCAGGAAAAAGGACAGAUCGGCAUAAGGAGGCAAUUUUGUUCAGAAGGGACAACGUGAGGACAGUAAAAUGUCAUUUCGGAGGAAGCAACUUCAGUCCCUACCAUUUCUUACUUUGCUCAAACAAAGUCUUUCUGGAUAACAUCUCAAAGGAAUAUCAUACUCUCAAGUGUUCAAAGAGACUGUUGGGAUAUUUUUUGAUAGCUUUUGAGGCUUCUCAGCCCUAGGAUCUGUACUAUCAUUGCUACAUUACACCCGAGGACAUGUCUGCUGUGCGGCUGCUGCUCCUGUCUCUGCUUUGUGCCCUCUUUGUGUCCCUGUGCCAUGGGGCCUGUUCAGAGGUGGACUCGGACACUGAGGCCGUUGCAGGCAAAGGGUUCAAACUGGGCUGCAUCUCCUGUAAGAUGAGGCCCGAGGUGGAGGCUUCUGCCACGGUCGACUGGUAUUUCAAGGCCAAAGGGGAAGCUGACUAUGCACAUAUAUAUAAUUACAAUGAGGAGGGCCCCCACAUUGUGGAUGAGCGCUUUGAGGACCGCGUGGACUGGAACGGCAGUAAGAGGAGCCAAGACAUACAGGAUGCGUCCAUCUACGUCUUCAAUGUCACCUUCAAUGACUCGGGCACCUACCGUUGCUUCUUCCACCGGCUCCUGACGUACGAGUUCUACGAAUACCAGACCGUUGUCAGCAAGCUUGUGCACCUGAAAGUGGUGGCUAAAGCCACCAGAGGGACAGCCUCCAUAGUCUCUGAGGUGAUGAUGUACGUGUCCAUCAUCGGGCUACAGGCUUGGCUCUACAUAGAGAUGGUAUACUGCUUCAGAAAGAUCUCAGCUGCAGGAGAGGAAGCAAUAAGAGAAAGCGCGAAUGCAGAAUAUUUAGCUAUUGCCUCGGAGAGUAAAGAUAACUGUGCAGGAGUGCAAGUGGCAGAAUAAAACAGGUAUAUCAUGAAAAAAACUGUUAUCAGCAAGUAAAAGGAUACGUAAACUCAAAGCAUAAACAAUGGAAAUGCAGCACAGCGCAUAGUAGCCUACAAAAUUCAAGUAUCGGAGUGAUAUUUGCAAUGGGCACAGCCAAACAAUGUAUGUGAUGGAUUCGACUUCCACUUUAUAUCCCUACUGCAGCGUGCUGGUGGCAAACUUUCCAGAGUCAAUGAUUUGAAAGAGUCAAUUCAUAGAGUAUAAAAGUCAAGUAAACAGUUUUAAGUAAGUGUAAGUGUAUAAGUAUUAUUUUAUUUGAUUGAAGUGCGCUAAUGUUAGCUAGACCUUCUAGUAGGCUGGUUCUGUUGUGGUAGAGUUAACUAAGGCCUGGGCCAUCCACCAAGCCAAUAACUCUAAUGUUGACUACAAUGAUAAACUAUUGGCUACAUAACUAUAAAACAUUGGUGAGCUUCCAUCCUAGAGGAAAGCUGAUCGUUUAUCAUUCUACAGUCCUACACCUGUCAAUCAACUGAUCAAAGCAGUCUACUGCAGGCUGCCUAUUGAUAAGGUGGUAACACAAGACCAUUCACGAGGUCUCUAACGCACAGACAGGCUACUGGUUCAGUGACCAUUCAGUACUUUUAGGGUGUGUACAUUGUCAACUGCAAAUAAUAGGCUACUUCAAUGUACAUGUAGGCCUAGUGAAAAAUGAUAUAGUAACUUGUAUUUAAAUGUAGCAAUUCAACAACAAAUGCCAUUUAGCCUGCACAUAUUGUACUGCAUGCCAUUGCCUUUUUGCUCCAGUGGUUUGCAAGUGAUUUCCAUUUUUGUAAUGGUUGUCAAUUCCUUUGGGUCUUCUUUUUCACUGUGCUCGUCUCUGUAUGUUCUGUGCAACUUUUUGCAAUGCAUCAGUGCAACAAUCGUAUCAUAACUGGCCAAAAGUAAUCACACCAAUGCACUUUCCCUCAAUUUUCCUCGACGUGCAUUUUCUAUGCUGUUGUAUGGCCUGUUUUACAUUCCGCGAUUAAGCAAGAACAAUCAUGCUUCUUUCCCCGAAUAAACUAUUAGGCCUAGUAUAAAAAAAAUCUAAAUGUCUAUAGCUUUUGUAGACUAUAACUUUCACUAGGAUUUCACACGAAGAGGAAUGGCCUAUUUCGGAGAGGCUUGCGGCAUAUAGCCUGUUGCGCACGGGAACAACUGGAAGAGAGAGGCUAUUGAUGUUUAGCCGGAAUAAGAAGCGAAAUAUUAGCUAGAUAUUAGGCCAUUCACUAGCUAAAUAUUAAACUAUAGGCUAAAUAGUUACCUGUCAAAGUCCGAGAAAAAUAAAUUAACAGAUUAUGAUAUGGCAGAUCUGUAGUGCGUUCCAGCAGGCUGCGCUCCGUUGUCCCCAGGCACGCAAAGCUCCACUAUUGAUUAGUCCCAGGCCUACGUUUUUAAGACAAGAAAAUAAUUAUACCUGGCCUACAACAACGCAGUGCAAUGAGUAAUUAAUUAUUGUUAUUCAGUGAAUACGAAACUAUUGUCCGUGGGCUGUAAACUGCAGUGAUGUAGGCUAAUCUGAAUAACUGCGCACAAAUGCCGAAAUAACUGCAUAGGUCAACAGCGUGGGCCUGAUUAUACAACCAUUUUGGAUCAAUUUGGGUCUAUCCUCAACAGUGUAUAAGGUCCAGAAAGAUACAUUAGCAGGCCACUCAUAUGUGUGAACCUAUUUUGUCAGGAUGUAGCCCUGUGUUAAGAUAGGAGUAGCCUACUAUAAAUAUGGACUGCUCUUUUCCAUCUCCCCGCCCGUUAAUGCUGUAGCAUAUUUUACAUUCAGCAAGCAAGAGCAAGCGUGCAUCUAAACUCCAAUGGGCUAUUAGUAGGCUAAUGAAAAUACGUUUAAACAAGUGUCCAACAAGCUUUUGGCUUUUACUGGGACUCCACAACAUUUAAAAGGAAUAGCCGUGACAGCGGAGAGGCCAGAUGCAUAAUUUCGCAACAGAACAAUGAAGACAGACAGGCUCGACAUGUACCAUAUAGCUUAAGUUAGAAGCGUGUGGAUAUUAGACCAUAAUUCAUAAGACCAAUGUUAGGCUUAAUACUGCAGUGCAUAUAUCCAGUCAAAGGGGGAAAAAAGUGUAUCAUUAAAAUAAAGCCUAGGUAGUUUACAAUAUUGGCGCGCUCCCUCCCAGUACCCAGGUACGAUGCUCGAAAAGAUACCCUAUUGUUUCAGUUUUGUAGGGACAAGCAAUGUAUCCUGUAUAGGCUACAACAACACAAUGUAAUGAAGAAUGUUAUUGUUUUCAAGUGAGUACAACCUCUAGUCUAGGCUGUAAACAGCAGUGAAUAGCCUGUCAUUUGAAUAACCACUCAAAACCUGGCAUUUAGAAUGCAUAUUCAUUUUGAAGUAAGCGCAUCUAGGUUGCCUGAUUGGGCAACCAUCUGGAUCAGUUAUGCUUUUUUCCAAGGCAGUUUAGCCUAAAAAGUCCAGGCACAUUAGCAGGACAGUAAUAUGGUGUAUUUUGUCAUUAUGUAUCAGCUAACAGAAACCUACUAUUAAAUACAGGGAUUUCUAGUGGUGCACAUAUGAAUUGUGAUCAUGCAUGAGCAUGGAGGAAGUUGUAUCCAUAGUUUCGGGAUUUGGUUUCUGUGUUUUAAAAGUUUUCAAAAAUGAGGUGGAUAUCGGUCAGCUAAUACACACUACUUUUGUGAGAAACAUAUAUAUACUUUUUUUAAAUGUCUUUUUUUGAUUAUGGUUUUUCAGGGGUGCUUACACACAAAAGCAUGUUUCUAAUUCAAAUAAUUAAUCAUUGUGUGUCCUGCAUCAAGGUAUUUUUUUCAGUUGUAAUGAUCGGUCUCUAAAGUGUAUGUACAUUUAUAUUAAGAGGUAUUGUGAGAGAAUUAAUCUGAUUGAAUGGCUAUCAAGAUAACUUUAUCACACACUGUAUUUCAGUUUUUUUUUCUCCCAAUGACUUGGGUGCAAUUUUCACAAGUAUGUGGUACAUUUUCACAACUCUAAUCACAAAAAUCAUGUUUCAAAACUCUAAGCACAUUUCCCAUUGACUGAGUACAACAAACAAAUUCAAAGUCACUAGUUCACUGCACCAAAGCACUCUUUCAAUUUGUAUACAUGUUCAAUCUAAGUAACUGUUUUUCAAAAUGCAAUAUUCACUUUGCUGUUGAUAUGAUUUUCUUGUCAUUUGUUAACACAAUUCACUUAAUCAUACUGCUCAAAACUGAUAAAUACUGAACCACAAUUAUGUAGUGCCUAGUUAACGUAUGUAGUUUGAUAACUGCUGAACACUGAAAAAUGAUAUACAAAAUGUAUCAAUUUGACAUCAAUUUAUGGUGGAAGGUAAAACAAAUCAUAUAUGGAUAUGGCUGUAAAUACUACAUCAUAAUUUUUUCCCAUCAGCCAGUGUGCUUCAAUAGGACAAAAUCGAAAAGAGUCAGUCUACAUGUACACCACCGUUCAAAAGUUUGGGGUCACUUGUGUUAGCUAAUCCAUGUUUAUAAUUUUAAAGGGCUAUUUGAUCAUUAGAAAACCCUUUUGCAACUAUGUUAGCACAGCUGAAAACUGUUGUCCUGAUUAAAGAAGCAAUAAAACUGUCCUUCUUUAGACUAGUUGAGUUUCUGGAGCAUCAGCAUUUGUAGGUUCGAUUACAGGCUCAAAAUGGCCAGAAACAAAUAACUUUCUUCUGAAAUCCGUCAGUCUAUUCUUGUUCUGAGAAAUGAAGGCUAUUCCAUGGGAGAAAUUGCCAAGAAACUGAAGAUCUUGGACCAUGCUGUGUACUACUCCGUUCACAGAACAGCGCAAACUGGCCCUAACCAGAAUAGAAAGAAGAGUGGGAGGCCCCGGUGCACAACUGAGCAAGAGGGCAAGUACAUUAGAGUGUCUAGUUUGAGAAGCAGAUGCCUCACAAGUCCUCGACUGGCAGCUUCAUAAAAUAGUCCCCACAAAACACCAGUCUCAACGUCAACAGUGAAGAGGCGACUCGGGAAUUCUGGCCUUCUAGGCAGAAUUCCACUGUCCAGUGUCUGUGUUCUUUUGCCCAUCUUAAUCUUUUAUUUUUAUUGGCCAGUCUGAGAUAUAACUUUUUUCCUUGCAACUCUGCCUAGAAGGCCAGCAUCCCGGAAUCGCCUCUUCACUCUUCACUUUUGAGCCUGUAAUCGAACCCGCAAAGGCUGAUGCUCCAGAUACUCAACUAGUCUAAAGAAGGCCAGUUUUAUUGCUUCUUUAAUCAGUACAACAGUUUUCAGCUGUAAUACCAUCAUUGCAAAAGGGUUUUCUAAUGAUCAGUUAGCCUUUUAAAAUGAUAAACUUGGAUUAGCUAACUGUUAGAAAUUCACACUCUAUCUAUUUCAUAAUAAGUUGUAAAUUUAUCAUUUGCAUGAAAUAGAAAGGGACCAGUCUUAAAAACAAGUUCAGCAUUUAUUCUUGAUGAGUACUGACCCAAAAUACAAAGAACAUUUCAUUUUAAAGAGAAGAUCAAAAUGACGUCAUCAGUUCUCACACUUUCUUCGAUCCACACAAUAGCGCAGUGUCUUCAGGUCUGGAGAUUGUCUUCUACUCCCCUCAUAAAACAAACAUUCCAAUCUGUCUAAAAGAUAUACUCUUCUCCACUAAUGGAACAUCCAAGAACAUUUUUAUCUGUCUAAAGAGAUAUACUCUCCUUCUCCCUUAAACCCACAAGGUACAGACAAUUCAUUAGUUUUACCUACAUUUUCAGUCCUAGUUUAACAAAAAAAACAUACAUUUCAUACCACAACAUAAUAGUAUUAAAAUCAAUGGUUCUAAUUUAAAAUGUAUACAUAAUUAAUCAUUUCAACUAUAAUUUUCUCCAACACUAACACAACGUUCCGUUGGAACAAAGGAGUGAUGGUGGCUGAUAAUGGGCCUCUGGUUCGCCUACGUAGAUAUUCCAACUACAAUAGUCAUUUACAACAUUAACAAUGUCUACACUGUAUUUCUGAUCAAUUUGAUGUUAUUUUAAUGGACAGAAAAAAUGUGCUUUUCUUCCAAAAACAAGGACAUUUCUAAGUGACCCCAAACUUUUGAACGGUAGUGUAUGUGCUACCAUUUGGAAUUAUACUGCAGUGUACACUGCACUGCUGAAAUACAUAGGUCUGGGUUGUAUAUAGCAAUAGAUUCCACUCAUUAUCUGAAUUUCAUUGAAACACUGUAAGCUGAUGAAUUUCAAGCAGAGAGAGAGGUGAUACUGUGUCAGUUGACAAGUCCUGUAGAAAAGGUGAUCUUGUGCAAUGUUGCAUGGGGCAGUGCUAUGUUUUUACAACUGCCAACUGCUUUACAAUAUCCCUAUUUCUGAUGAAUUGUCCUACGUACAUUAUCUAUACAAAAGUAUGUGGACACCCCUUCAAAUUAGUUCAGCUAGAGCUGAAUCCUGUCAAUUGUAAGUGCUGUUGUUGUAAGGAGCAACAACGGCUCAGCCACGAAGUGGUAGGCCUCAAGCUCACAGAAUGGGACCAGCAAGUGCUGAAGCGCAUAGAGCGUAGAAGUCGUCUGUCCUUGUUUGCAACAGUCACUACCAAUUUCCAAACUGCCUCUUGAAGCAACGUCAGCACAAUAACUGUUUGUCGGGAGCUUCAUGAAAAGGGUUUCCAUGGCUAAGCAGCCACACACAAGCCUAAGAUCACCAUGUGCAAUGCCAAGCGACGGCUGGAGUGGUGUAAAGCUCGCCGCCAUUGGACUCUGGAGCAGUGGAAAAGCGUUCUCUGGAGUGAUGAAUCACGCUUCCCCCUCUGACAGUCCGAUGGACUAAUCUGGGUUUGGCGGAUGCCAGGAGAAGUCUACUUGCUCCAAUGCAUAGUGCCAACUGUAAAUUUUGGUGGAGGAGGAAUAAUGGUCUAGGGCUGUUUUUCAUGGUUCGGGCUAGGCCCCUUAGUUCCAGUGAAGGGAAAUCUUAGCGCUACAGCAUACAAUGUCAUUCUAGACCAUUCUGUGCUUCCAACUUUGUGGCAACAGUCUGGGGAAGGCCCUUUCCUCUUUUAGCAUGGCAAUGCCCCUGUGCACAAAGCGAUAUCCAUACAGAAAUGGUUUGUUGAGAUUGGUGUGGAAGAACUUCACUGAACUGCACAGAGCCCUGACCUCAACCCCAUCGAACAUCUUUUGGAUGAAUUGGAACGCUGACUGCGAGCCAGGCCUAAUCGCCCAACAUCAGUGCCAGACCUCACUAGUGGAAGCUGUUAUAGCAGCAAAGUGGGUACCAACUUCAUAUUAAUGCACAUGCUUUUGCAAUGAGAUGUUUGACGAGCAGGUGUCCACAUACCUUUGGUCAUGUAGUGUAUGUAUGUAAUGAAACUGUAAGACUGACAUAUUUCUCAACAUGCUCACAACCUGCCAUUGGAUACAAAUUAUUUUAAAAUGUUACAUGUCAAGUUAUAGUCAAACUGCAUGGAAAAUCAUAUUUACCAUUUCACUCUAUUCAUCACGUUAAAAAUAACUGUUUUGACAUUUGUAUCUUGUAUUAUUUGCUAAUGGAUUUAAUAGUAGUUAAAAUGACUAAAUUGUGAACAUUAACUGAGGUAUUGCUGACUAAGCAAGUAUUAGUAUUUCAUAGAACUUAGAUUUUGCAUGAAUGACUCAGGGGCGAAAGACCCCAAUGAAUGCACAAUCAAAGGUUCUGAACAUAAGAUAGGGGGUAUUACAAGUGUUGUCAGUUUAGAGUCUUGUACUUAAGUUUGGAAAAUUCACCACAUGCUUAUGAAAAUAGCACCAAAGCGAUUAAAGAAAACGUAAAUCAAUCCAUCCACUCCACCUGUUGUAUGUCUUAUAAAUUAUGCACAAUCAUCAUGAAAUGUACUGAACUUCAAAAGGUAUUUAUAAUAGAAUGUGAUCGACUAUGAUGUCUUCUCAGUUAAUUUGGUCUUGCUAAAUGUACAUGUAAUGAAGACAUAGGCCUACAAUGUACAAUGUUAUGUGAUUAUAAUGACAAAUAAAAUCAUAAAAUCAA
Molecule: messenger RNA, 8089 nt
Organism: Oncorhynchus kisutch (coho salmon)
Lineage: Eukaryota; Metazoa; Chordata; Actinopteri; Salmoniformes; Salmonidae
Product: sodium channel subunit beta-1-like
Exons: 6
Coding region: 489-1154 (221 amino acids)
Biological process (GO): regulation of heart rate by cardiac conduction; cardiac muscle cell action potential involved in contraction; sodium ion transport
Cellular component (GO): voltage-gated sodium channel complex
Molecular function (GO): transmembrane transporter binding; sodium channel inhibitor activity
Source: RefSeq, a predicted model, not a curated record